GUACAAUUAGAAUAAUGGCAGAAAUUACAACCACUGAUUCGAGUGCAUUAUUGAACAGAUAUGUAAGAAAUUUUAAUACCUUACUACAAUGUCCAGCGCGAUUUGCUGGAGGCAAAGAUGGACAAAAUGUACAACAAUUUAUUGAGCAUAUAAAAUAUUAUAAAAGCCUCAAGUGUGUUACAGAUGAACAGGCCUUGCAAGAACUGCAUCAUUUGCUAAAGGAACCAGCUGCGACAUGGUGGUUACAGAAAAAACAAAAUUGUACAUCUUGGUCUGAAGCAUUAAAGACAUUGGAAAAGCAAUAUUCUAAGUCCAGAUCAGCACACAUGAUAUGGAAAGAUUUGUUUAGACUUCCGUAUCAGGCAUAUGGUACAGUGGACGAAUUUCUUAAUGAGAAAAGUGGACUUUUAAAUGAACUGCCAGAACCACAUUUGAAUGAACAAAAUAAAUUAGCAAUUAUCAGUGGGCUGUUACCGAGUAACAUGCAAACCUCGAAUACACUAUCCAAUAUUUCUACCAUAGAAGAAUUAAAGGAAUAUGUAUUGAGAUAUAAGCAAAAGCAUUCUGCCGCCAUACCACUCUUGAAAGAAGUCAAAAUGGAACCAGUAGACACAGAGGGAACAGAUAUAAACACAAACACUCAAAAUGGAGGUAAAACAGUUAGUGAGCAUGCAAACUACUUCAAUAAUAAUCUUCAGAUAACCUCAGAUAAAGGCGACAGCCAUAAUGAUAAUCCAUCCAAUAUGUCAAAGCAAAUAGUGCGUUGUAAAUUUUGUAGAAGAAAGGGUCACAUUUGGCAAUUAUGCAACAUGCUUUCAUCACAAAAAUUGCAAGCGAUGGAUGAAUUAUGUAAUCCUUCAAUAUUGCAAGAAUUGCAGGAGUAUCUACAGAAGUACCGCAACUCAACUACUGUUAACGACAACAUUCCAGUUGCUGAAAAGGACAAUAUCGAAAAAAUUACCACAACUAAUUUAAAAACUCAAUUUUGCGAAAGCAUUGCAAACGUUGAGGAAGACCGGAGCAAUACACUAACCAAAAUAGAAAAUUCUACAAUUUCAGAAAUGGUUGAUUCUGAUAUUAUGGAACAAAUAAAUCGCAUCAUUGAGGAAUCAGAAAAGUAUUGCCCUACCAUAGAAAACAAUCUUCAGAUAUCUUCGGUUAAGUCAGUCGCAGACAUUUAUUCUGCCCAUAGUAAUACACGGGAACUUCAAGUAAAUAAUUCCAAACUCUUGAUAUCGUCUGUUAUGUCAAAAGUAGAAAUGAAUACAAGUGAAAAAAGUUUAGAUGUCAAUGCUCUAACUGAAAUGAGUUCUACAUUGCCACAAGUUCAAGAUCAACCUAUUCAAAAAAAGAAAAUACGUUGCACAUUUUGUAGAAAGAAUGGUCAUUUAUGGGAAACUUGUUUUAAAAUUCCUAUGCAGAUCGCCAAUUUAUUAAAUGAAAUAAAAUCAGCUGAAGGUACGGUUGGUGCUGAUGAAUAAUUAUUGGGAGCAGCAACUGCAAGCAUUGAAGAUCAUCAACCAACAUGUGCACAACAAUCUAUUAUAACUGCAAGCACUAUAGGGUAUCAAGCAACAGAUGAAAAUGUUUCAAAAUCGGAGGAAACUGAAAAUAAUACCACCAAUUCCACCCAUAGCAAAGAAAAUAUUGAAACUGCUUCUAAAAAUCUAUAAUAGGACAAAUAUCUAUAACCUUUCUAAGAUAAUUUUUAAAACUGUAAUCUAUGUAUGUUAUAUAUUAUAAGCACUAUUUGUAAUGUCUUAAUAUGUUAUUAUUAUAAACAACUCUUAGAUUAAAUACUUUAAAAAGAUCUGGCCGAUAAAAUGUCUGCUGGUAAUGAAAUAACGCGGCGUACCUUUUAGAAGAUCGGAAGAUCGCCCUUAGACGGAGGAAGUGAAGAAAGCUUUUUUCCGUCGCUGGGGCCGAAUUACCGCAUAUUUGGUUGAGUGCGCUUUUGUUUCGAAUGAAAUUUCAUAAUGAGUUUAAUGGAUGUUAUACCACUUGCAUACCCAUCGUACAUUGAAUUCGUUAUAAAUUAUGAUCAAUUUAAAGAUUCGCGUUCUUACUUUUCAAAGAUUCACGUUUA
Messenger RNA from Stomoxys calcitrans (stable fly), 2086 nucleotides. RefSeq lists its product as uncharacterized. The coding region runs from base 15 to 1481 and encodes 488 amino acids. NCBI's taxonomy places the organism in Eukaryota, Metazoa, Arthropoda, Insecta, Diptera, Muscidae. The record is from RefSeq and is a predicted model, not a curated record. The transcript has 2 exons.